AUGACGUACUUGGAACCUGUUGAGAAUUCAUUUGGUCGCAGACUUUGGGAAGCCUUGAUGGAUGCCGAGCAGACAGUGGUGGAGAGCCGAGGAGGGAUCAUGGACAGCAUACAGAGAUUCUCAAACCUGCCAACGUAUCUCCCCGCGAGCUAUCACAUCUGCAAUGCCGAUGUUUUCUUCUUCCUUAAAGAAGCCAACCAGGAUAUCAUGAGGAACUCCAGUUUGCAGUCUAGGGUGGAUUCAUUCUUUAUAUACAAAUCCAAACUACCACCCAUCCUAAAUGCCACGUAUGGACCUUUUUCUGUUGAACAGGCUGUUCCCUUGGACUUCAUGCUCUCUUCUGCAUCUUUUGGUUUCACAAAUAAAUUCACUUUUAAUUGGAAAUUAAAAUCGCACAUAAUUGACAGCUCGAUCUAUUCCAACAAGCCUAAAAUACAAACCUUGUUCUAUAUUGCGGGGAAAGACUGGGAUGACAAUAGUUCUGCGGAGAGUUUGCCUUGCGUGAAGAUGUUUGCCUUCCUGGAAUCUAGAGAAGUUGUGGCCAGCUGUAGAUUGACAGGUCAUCUCGGAUUAUGUGUUGCAGAGCUGGAAUUAUCUCCUAGCUGGUUCAGCUCCCCUCCACCCCUGGUUUCAGAGGAAACAGCCUCCUUGGAAGGGAUUACUGUGGAGCUCUUCUAUAAGAUUUAUACAGCAGAUGGGGAAUGUUCUCCAGAGGAUGCAAAAUGGGAAAACAAUAUCCAUGCAGGUCAAGAUAAUGAACAGAAGGCUUUGCCAGCUAUGGAGAGGAUUGGUAGCAUCAUUGUUUACCCAAAUCACGACAAAUUAAAACAGUCUUCACUGAGGCUAGAUGAGAAUGUCGUCAUCCGCUUGCCACUCAGCCCUGUCAGAGAAGGUGAUGUUGUGACCUUUCACGUUUCCCUGGCCGAUGACUCUCUAGCAGACCAGUUUGUAUUAAGAAUUAGGACAGCCCCAGGCGUGAAGAUCAUGGACGUCAGAGUCAGUGAUGCAGACCAGUGGGGGGUUCAAGAAGAGACGGAUAGUGCAAGGACCACUGCCACAAUCACCUGUGUGCACAACGACCCAGACCCAGAGAGCAGAGCAAACAUCUCCUCCUAUGAGAUCCUGCAGAUGGACUUUGAGAUUGACAAUGCUAGCAGCCUGGCAGGGGCCCAGCAAAUUACCUGGCAGGUGGAAUACCCUCGAGAUGACUCCCUGAGUGAACUGGUGGUCUCUGAGAUCUUUGUCAGCCGAACAAUGUUUGCUGGAAUUGUUCCUCUUGCGAUGGACACGGAAGUCCUUAACACGGCCAUCCUGACGGGCAAAACAGUGUCUGUUCCAGUCAAGGUCGUUGCUGUGCAGGAGGAUGGGUCGGUGGUUGAUGUUUCGGAGUCCACUGAGUGCAAAUCGGCUGAUGAAGACGUCGUAAAGGUUUCUGACAGAUGUGACUCCAUCUUCGUUAAUGGCAAGGAAAUGAAAAGCAAAGUGGAUACUAUUGUUAACUUCACUUACCAGCAUUUUACCACCCAAUUAGAAGUGACGGUCUGGGUUCCACGCCUCCCACUGCAGAUAGAGAUAUCUGAUACAGAGCUUAGCCAGAUCAAAGGCUGGAGGAUACCUGUCACCUCCAAUAAAAGGCCUACCCGUGACAGUGAGGACGAAGAGGAUGAUGAGAAAAAAGGAAGAGGUUGCACCCUUCAGUAUCAGCAUGCCAUGGUGCGAGUCCUCACCCAGUUCGUAGCUGAAUCCUCUGAGCUUGGAGGCCACUUGACCUACAUGCUAGGCUCUGAGUGGCAGUUUGAUAUAACUGACCUUGUGACUGAUUUCAUGAAGGUAGAAGAACCCAAGAUUGCUAAGCUUCAGGAUGGCCGAGUGCUGGUUGGUCGGGAGCAUGGCAUCACCACAGUCCAGGUUCUGUCACCUCUUUCUGAUUCCAUCUUGGCGGAGAAGACCGUGGUAGUUCUAGAUGACCGUGUAACUAUUACAGAUCUAGGAGUACAACUAGUUUCAGGCUUGUCCCUUUCCUUACAAAUCAGCAAAGGAAAUAAGAGAGCUAUUGUUUCUACCACUUCUGCAUAUGAUAUUCUUCAUACUCCAAAACAGGAAGCCAUAGUCAGUGCUUGGAUUUUGUUCAGUGAUGGGUCAGUGACACCAUUAGAUAUUUAUGACUCCAAGGAUUUCUCGAUCACCAUCACUUCACUGGAUGAGAUGGUAGUGUCUACGCACCAAAACCUUCAGUCAAAAUGGCCUGGGGUAGUGGCAGAAGGGGAUGGGCAAGGACCUCUGAUUAAAAUUGAAAUGGUCAUCAGUGAACCAUGUCAGAAGACUAAGCGAAAGAGCAUUCUGGCUGUUGGGAAAGGUAGCGUCAAAGUGAAGUUUGGUCAAAAAGAUGCUGACCAAAAAGGAAGCAGUAAUGACAUUGAUGAGACAGAUAGAGAUUUUAAAAGCCAUGCAAGCAAUGCUAUAGAAAAACCUGCAGAACAAGAUAGGACAGCACAGGAAUGGUCCAAAAAUGGAGCCCUUGGUAAUCACGACGACAAUGCAAACAAAAGCACAACUUUCAUAUCUCCCAUUGAUCAGGAGUCCCUUGAGGAUGACCAGCUCCAAAAUAAUCCAACUGCCUUUACAGGUUUCCCUGCGCAAGUAGAAAUACCAGGAGAAAACAAUCCCAGUGAUCUCACAUUGACUUCAAGAGGAUUAACAGAUUUGGAGAUUGGCAUGUAUGCCCUGCUGUGUGUUUUCUGCUUAGCUAUCUUGGUGUUUUUGAUUAACUGUGUGGCAUUCGCUUGGAAAUACAGGCAUAAAAGGUUUGCUGUGAGUGAGCAAGGCAACAUCCCCCAUUCCCAUGAUUGGGUCUGGCUUGGAAAUGAGGUUGAACUGCUGGAGAACCCAGUUGACAUUUCACUCCCAUCAGAGGAGUGCACUACCAUGAUUGACAGAGGAAUGCAGUUUGAAGAAAGCAACUUUCUCCUUAAUGGGAGUUCUCAGAAGACUCUUCAUAAUCAUAUCCUCAGAUCUUCUGAGUACAUUUGUGAAAAAGAAGUUAAAAGCGAACCUAUAAAUCCUUCUGGGCCAAAGCAGAAGCGAGUGAAGUUCACUUCCUAUACAACAAUACUGCCAGAGGAUGGAGGCCCCUACACCAACUCAAUUCUAUUUGACAGUGAUGAUAAUAUUAAAUGGGUAUGCCAAGAUAUGAACCUUGGUGAUUCCAAGGAACUUAGGGACUAUAUGGAAAGACUGCAAGACAGUAUGUAA
Cygnus atratus (black swan) is the source of this 3252-nucleotide messenger RNA. It is a transcript of the gene TMEM132B, whose product is annotated as transmembrane protein 132B. Bases 1 to 3252 code for a protein of 1083 amino acids. The record is from RefSeq and is a predicted model, not a curated record. Lineage: Eukaryota; Metazoa; Chordata; Aves; Anseriformes; Anatidae. The transcript has 9 exons.